Panicum virgatum (switchgrass) is the source of this 5668-nucleotide messenger RNA. RefSeq names its product putative disease resistance protein RGA3. Gene Ontology annotation, molecular function: protein binding; protein kinase activity; ADP binding. The coding region runs from base 206 to 5047 and encodes 1613 amino acids. The transcript is spliced from 9 exons. The record is from RefSeq and is a predicted model, not a curated record. NCBI's taxonomy places the organism in Eukaryota, Viridiplantae, Streptophyta, Magnoliopsida, Poales, Poaceae. Gene Ontology annotation, biological process: protein phosphorylation; defense response to fungus.
UUCACUUCGCACCAACCACUACCAGCGCACCUGAUCUGCUGCGGCCUCACUCGCAUGCCCGCUCCUCUACUUCAAUCUCUCCUCUAACUAGCUUGUGAACUGAGCUCCAUCUCUCUCAGCAAGGAUCCCCUCGAUCGCAGCAGUUCCUCAGAUCUUCGGCCGUGCCUGCUGGCCUGCGGCUCCCUUGUCAGGACAGGUUAGAAGUAUGGAUGCGGAGGAUAUAUCAUUUGAAAUCUUGCGAGAAAUCACGGAUGGUUUCUCCGAGGAGCGGAAACUUGGUCAAGGAGCAUUUGGAGUUGUUUACAAGGGGGUGACUAGAAACGGAGAUGAAGUUGCUGUGAAGAAGCUUGUCAAUCCCGGUCUAAACUUUAAGCAGCUAAAAAAUGAGUUCUAUAACCUGACAAAGCUUAAUCAUCAGAACAUUGUACAGGUUCUGGGAUAUUGUUUUGAAACAGAGCAAGAACCAUUUAUCUUGCCCGAUGGAAGUAAGGUGUUUGUUGAGGAGAUACAUGUAGCGCUAUGCUUGGAGUAUAUGCACAAUGGCAGCCUUCAACGGCAUCUUUCUGAUGAGUUUUCUGGACUUGAAUGGCACACACGAUUCAAAAUAAUCAAGGGGACUUGUGAGGGUCUAAAGUAUAUUCAUGAGGAGCUGGAAGAACCUAUUUACCACUUGGACCUAAAACCUGACAAUAUAUUGCUAGAUAAGGACAUGGUGCCAAAGAUUGCAGAUUUUGGUUUGUCCAGGAUCUUUGGUAACGAACCAGCACGAACUGCACAUGGUUCUUACGGAACACAAGGAUAUCAGCCACCAGAAUACAUCGACAGAGGUGAAAUAUCAAGAAAAUUUGAUAUAUUUAGCUUAGGUGUCGUAAUGAUAAGGGUUGUGUCAGGACCCAAGAGCUACCCCAAAUGUCUAGAUGUGUCUACGGACAAGUUUAUUGAUCAAGUCCAAAAGAACUGGAGGAAGAGGUUGCAGGCGAGUUACAGUAGUGGUUCUUUGGUUGAAAAAUAUUGCCACCAAGUAAAGACAUGCAUUCAAAUAGCAUUGUUAUGUGUGGAUGAAGAUAGCCAAAAAAGGCCCAACAUAGGGAAGAUCACUGAGAAGCUGAAUGAGAUUGAAACUACCAUUGGCGAGUUUCCCCAGAAAGGAUGUCUCAAAAAAGUUUCUGGAAUAGCAAUGCAUAAUAACAAGAAUAUAGAUAUGAGAAAGGAAUCAGAGGAUAUCAAAGGUCAAUACCAGAAUAUUAAUUUGAUGACAGGCCCUAGUUGCAAUGAGUUGGAAUUUGUUGAUGCACGAGAAGCAUCGCCAGAUGUAGUAGAAGAACUCAUUGUUGGGAGAACAGAAGAGAGAGGGGAAAUAAUUGCUUCUUUACUUGAGGGUAUGUCAGAAAAGAUCACGAUUCUUCCUAUAUAUGGUAUUGGAGGCAUUGGCAAGACAACUUUUGCACGAUUGAUUUACAAUAAUACAAAUUUCAAAUGUUAUUCUCAUGUAUGGGUAGAUGUGUCCUGGAGAUUUGACUUGAACAAAAUUUGUGAGUCUGUGAUUUCACAACUAUCUAGAAAAGAAAGCCAGGCUAUUGAAAAACAGAUAAUACAUAGUUGCCUCACAAAACUACUUUCUGGCAAGAAGAUUUUAAUUGUUUUAGAUGACCUAUGGGAGGAAGAUCAAUUCCACUUGCAGGAGUUGAAGGAUAUGCUAUAUCAUGCUGAUAGCAACAUUAUUAUUUUAGUAACAACACGCAGUGAACGUGUUGCUGGGAGAAUCUGUACAAACAUUCAACCAUACAAGAUAUUACCCUUGACAAAUGAGAUGUGCUGGGAUAUAAUAAAACAAAGAAGUGCUUUUGAAUCUAGAGAUGAUAAAAAGGAGUUGACGAACAUUGGAAGGGAGAUUGCCCCGAAGUGUGGGGGUGUGGCUUUAGCAGCUCAAUCUCUAGGCUUCACGUUGCGGUCCAUGAAUUUUGAUCAAUGGAUUAAGGUGAGAGACAGUGAUACCUGGAAUGAACCUAUUUCAGAUGAUGCAUCAUUGCCAAAUCAUGUUCUUGCAUCUUUGAAGUUAAGUUAUAGCCAUAUGGAUUCAAGCUUGAAGCCAUGCUUUACCUAUUGUGCAAUCUUUCCAAAAGGCCACAAGAUAGUUAAAGAUGAUAUAAUUUAUCAAUGGAUUUCUUUGGAUUUCAUCAAGCCAACAAAAAUACUCUCAAAUAUGCAGCUUUGUGAGAAGUAUAUUAUGCAGCUGCUUGGACUGUCUUUCUUUCAAUAUUCAGUUUCACCCAAGUUGCAGUCUGACAAAGAGGACAACAGGGAUGUUACAGUGUUCACUAUGCACGAUCUGGUGCAUGACUUAGCAAGAUCGCUCGUGCUUUAUGAAAUUCUAGAUGCUAGCAAACAAUGCAAUACUGGGAGAAACAGAUUCCCAUUUGCGUCACUUAAUGAUUGCACCAAGUCGUGGAAGUCAUUCACACAAUGUCCUACCGCAAUAAGAGCGCUGCAUUUUCAUGGUACGAACCAAACUGUGCUCCACAGUGCGUCAUUUUCGACGGCUAAGUACCUCUGUGUCCUGGAUUUAAGUCAGUGCUCUAUAUGGAGCUUGCCAGAUUCUAUUGGUAAUUUAGAGCAAUUAAGAUAUCUUAAUGCUCCAAGGCUCAAUCAUUGGGCCAUUCCCAAUUGUAUCACAAAGCUGGAAAAACUAAUUUACAUCAGCCUUCGUGGGUCUGGUUACAUCAGAGCACUGCCAGAAUCAAUUGGAGAAUUGAAGGGUUUGAUGUAUCUUGAUUUGUCAGGUUGUUCCUCAUUACAAAAACUGCCAGUGUCAUUUGGCAUGCUAACAAAGCUGGUGCAUCUAGAUAUGUCAGAUUGUUGUCAUGUUACAGAUGUAUCAAAGUCCUUGGAGAGCCUCACCAACCUUGAAUAUCUGAAUUUAUCGCAUGGCUGGAGAUUGCCAUGGUGGAGAGGAAGUAUAGAAAACCGAGCAUUACCUGAAGCUUUGAGUGGACUCACCGAUCUGAAGUAUUUAAACUUAUCAGGUUCUUCAUACUUCAUCCAAGAUCGUGAUAUAAUACAAGCCUUAGGUAUCCUUGCCAAACUCCAAUGUUUGAAUUUGUCAGAAUGUUCGCUUUUGGUUACAGCUGACUCGCAUCUCACAUGGAUGUCCGAAGCCAUGAGAAAUCUCACUGAGCUCCGUUAUUUGAAUUUGUCAAGGUGCUCAGCCGGAGCUGAAGAACUUUUCAUUUUUCUUAAGUGUAUAAGUAACCUUCUAAACCUAGAGCAUCUAGAUUUGUCUAGUACAAAGCUUACGAGAGUUCCUGACUGUAUUUGUAGCCUAAAAAAGUUACGUACACUGGAUCUUUCGUACUGCCAUGAUCUGCAGAGUCUUCCAGCAGCUCUGCAUAAAAUGAAUAGUCUGAAGUUUCUACAUCUGGAGGAUUGCUCUAGGCUAGAAAUGUUGAAGGUGCCAGCACUCAAUAAAAAUUUAAUUACAUUACCACACUUUCUGGUCCAAGCUGAUUAUCACCAGUCGAGCAGCAACCUUGCUCUUCUUCAAGAUGUAAAUCGUACUGACCUGGUGAUAAGCAGACUUGAAAACGUGAAGUCUGUGCAAGAGGCGCAAAGUAUAAAACUAAUGGAAAAGGGAAGAAUGAGGAAAAUUAAAUUCAACUGGACGACAGAUUCUGAGAGGUUUGUCGAGGAUAUGGAAGUGCUGGGAGAGCUAGUCCCCCCAAUAACUUUAAAGAAGUUAUAUAUUGAUGGUUACAGUAGUGUAAGAUUCCCUGAGUGGUUUAUUGGUAUUGCUGAUCAUCUCCCUAAUCUUAGUCGGAUCUACUUGUCCAAUUUGCCCAAGUGCAACAGCCUGCCACCACUUGGCCAAUUACCUAAUCUGCAAGAGCUGGAAUUCAGUCGAAUGAGUGGCAUUUUGAAAAUUGAUGAAGACUUGUGCGGCACCAGAAGGUCAUCAUUUCCUGGACUGAAGGAUUUUUCCCUAUUUGGAAUGGAAAGCCUCGAAGUGUGGUACACAACGUACUCUUAUGGCGGGGAUGGUGUGAGUAAGUUUAUGUUCCCCAACCUCAGUGUAUUGAAAAUCCAUGAUUGCCCCAACUUGAGGCUGAAACCAUGUCCACAUAUAGCUGAGUGUCAAUGGGACAUACGGGGAGGAUGUGAUGGUGUAAUAUCCUCAUGGGAGGAGAGUGCAUCACAGACCACUGUUUCCUCCCCCUCUGCUCCGGUAACUACUCUGCAUGUAUAUGACUGCGAGGUGCCUAUGCAUCAGUGGAGGCUGCUGCACCACCUCCCUGCCCUCACCAAGUUAAAGAUCUCAAGAUGCAGUGAUCUGAGCAGCUCACCGCAGAUCAUGCAAGCACUCUCCUCCCUCGAGUGGCUAUGUCUGAAGAGCAGAGACCAGCCAGUACCAGAACAGCCAAAUUGGUUGGGUCAGCUUGCAUCACUUAAGGAGUUGACAAUAAAGAAAUACGAGGUGCAGGCCUUGCAGGGUUCCAUGGGGCAUCUCACUGGGUUACAGUCACUACGUCUGAAGUAUAUUGGAAGCAUGACAGCGCUGCCUCGAUGGGUGGGAGACCUCAUCUCUCUGCAACAUUUGGAUAUCUCAGACUGUUCGAACCUAAAUGAUUUGACAGAGACAAUCGGGUGCCUCGCCUCUCUUCAAGCAUUGCAAAUCCACAGUUGUGGAAACCUGAAUGAUUUGCCAGAGAGCAUCGGGCGUCUCACCUCUCUCAAUAAACUCGCCAUCAGCUAUUGCAACGGCAUCACAUUGUUACCAGAGAGCAUCGGGCGUCUCACAUCUCUCAACAAUCUCGACCUCAGGCAAUGCCACGGCAUCACAUGUUUACCAGAGAGCAUCGGGGGCCUGACCUCUCUCAACAAACUUGCCAUCGAUAAUUGCAAUGGCAUCACAUCUUUACCAGAGAGCAUAAAACAACUAAACAAGCUCAAAAAGAUAACAAUUACAAGCGAUGAACUAGUGAAGUGGUGUGGAAUUGAGGAGAACAAGGCGAUGCUCUCUCACAUAAAAAAAAAGGAAAUUGGUGACUUUUAGCUAGACAGACAGUACAAAAUGCAUAGCAGGCAGCAGAUAAUCGAGGGAUUUAAAAAACUUACAAGGCUUUUCGUGAGUCAACGGAGGAUCAUCAGGACUUCACCAGCAAAGAGAUCGUAACUGUUUGCAAGGGCUAACCCGGCAGUUUUUCAAAAAUCGCUCUGCCUAUAUAGAUAUUCACCCGUCAUCUUCCCCUACUCCAGUCAACGAACUCGCGGGUUACCCCGAGGCUGAUGGCGGAUCAUUGGAUCCUCAGUUCCACCAGUGGCAGCUAUGGGUGGUAAAGAGCCUUAAAAUUUAGCCUAGAUAAUCUAAGGACUAGACUUUAAUCUUAUUCAAUUUUGAGCUAAAAAUAUAUAAGAGUCAAGUUGAAUUGUGAAGAGAGCACUAGAGCCAUGAUCCAUUACCACCCCUGUGGCAGCCAGUGUCAGAUGUCCGAGGCUGCCUAUGGCAGUGCGGCUGAGACUUAAGGGGUUUCAAGCGUCGCGCCUGACAAGGUUUGUUGCAUUACAUGUUCCUUCUUCAUUUAUUUGGGGAUGGGAUUUUUUUCCUCUUUGUUUUCAGAUCAUGGUAUUUUCCUUUGAAUUUUAUUCAUCUAUUUACCUCAAUCGCUUGGCUCCA